Drosophila guanche is the source of this 6891-nucleotide messenger RNA. RefSeq names its product centromere-associated protein E-like. The transcript has 11 exons. NCBI's taxonomy places the organism in Eukaryota, Metazoa, Arthropoda, Insecta, Diptera, Drosophilidae. The coding region runs from base 150 to 6488 and encodes 2112 amino acids. The record is from RefSeq and is a predicted model, not a curated record.
ACUGUCAUUCAAAUAAAGUCAGCGUCCGGUUCGUGUUUUUUCAAAGUCCUUUUAAUUUAAUCCGUCCUUUGGUUUCUAGUUUCUAGUCUCGUCGCUGCGUGAAGAAGUUGUUUUUCGUUUUGUUCUUUACGUGAGUGUAUUUCGCUGAAAUGGGUCUCCGAAGCUGGAAGAGGGUUAUUUUUGCAUGGGUACAGAAAUGUGGUUUCGUGGACGAACAUUUUUUGACCCUCGAACAAUCCAAUAUAAAUAUAUUUUUUCUUCGUUAUCUGGAGUAUGAUCAUAUGGAAAUCUUUCUAGACACGGUCUCGACACAGGGUUCGGAUCGAGCCACACCGUUGAUACAAUUUUUGAAAGAUGUUUAUCCAGACUUCUGUCCCAAUCUGGACAGAAGUGGCAAUCUUGAUCGCACCGACCAUCUGAUGGUCUAUACACUGAUGCUGCACUACGCCUGUGUAAUCAAAAAAAGCGAGAAAUAUCAACUUAUAUGCACAGAGCUCUCGGAAUCCAUGCAAAGGUCGAUAGCAUCGUUUCUAAGGCACAUAGUUGAUAGUCAAAAGAUAACACGUAACUGCCUGAAAGACGCCUUACAAACAUCACCGAAAUUUGUGCAUCCGCGUACCAUUGCCUCGCCUGAUACAAGCAUAUCCAAUAGUCACACCGUUGUUGCCAGCAUUCCCCAAACUCCGGGCACACCAGUAACACUCGACACAGCAAGUCCACAGACACCGACAGAGACGCCGUUGCACACGAGUGGCGAUUCACCGCUACCGAUUUGCAGCACUCCAAUGCGUGAGCGUGAACGCGUGUCGGAGGCGGAUUGGCGUCAAAUGCGCCAAAAAUUGUCAGCUGCGGAGAUCAGACUGGCAGAAACGGAAAUCAAACUGACCUCGACUGAACGCAAAUUGGCCACAGCAGAGUGCGAGAACAGCUCCUUGGAUGAGUUUUUGCAGGAGAUUAGCCAUGCGAAUAGUAAAGUAAAAAAUGAAAAUAAAGAGCUCAAAGCCGAAAUUGGGUUGCUGAAGGAGAAGGUGAAAAUUUUCGAGGAGCGUGCCACCGAUGAAGAUGCCGAGGGACAGAUGAACUACGAGCAUUUAAAGCUGGGUCACCUCAAGGAAAUAACAGCCAGGGAUAAAUUGUUAUCAGAAACACAGGAACAGCUGCAGGAUGCCAUCAAUGAGCGUUCCAAGGAGGAGAAUAGGGUUCGCGAACUAGAGGAGCAGCUGAAAGUGUGCUUCGAUCAGAUCAGUAUGCUUGAUCUCAAGGUGAAGGAACUGCGUGAAAGCGUGAUGGCCAAAGAUAUGGAGAUUAGCUGCCUGGAGCGUGACAAGCAGGACUUGACCCAGUGCCUGAAUGUUCUGCGGCAAGAGUCGCAGGGCCGUCGUGAGGUGUUAAAUUCAACAGGGGAUUUGCUGGACACAUCGCUAUCGCCGGGCAGUGUGCCAGAAAAUUUAGCCAGCUCGGUAAUCGACAAGCAGCUACGCGAAAAGGAGAUGGAGCUAUGCCAACUCAAAGAGGAAUUCGUCAAACUGCAGACACACAUUUAUGACAGACUCAAUUCGCCAGUAAAGCUUGAACCGCCUCCAAAUCCGGUGUCCUGCUUCGAGGAUCCGACUCAGCUACUGGAGGUCAAUUGUGCAGCGAUUGACAUGCGUCCACAGGUUUCCAACGAAUCCGAGGUCAAUAAACUUGUGAAAAAUAUCAAGACACUUCGCGUGAAACUUGACAAGAAGAAGAAGGACUCAUCGACACAAACAGACGCAGAUUCGCAUGUCACAAAAUUGGAAGAGAUUGAAGAUUUGAUUGCUGAAAAGGAACGAUUUAAAGAUUUACAGGCUGUGAAAAUAGUUGAAUUAACGGCGGAAGUUAAAGAACUGAUGGAAAGAGUUGAGAUCCUGUCGAUGGAAAAAUCCCAGCUAGAGCACAGCCAACAGAAACUCAAAAUCUCGGAGAAAUCUCUGGCCAGUGAGUGUGCAAAGUUAACUUACAGCAUGGAGGAGCAUAGGAUGAAUGGCUCGCAAUUGCAAAGCUCUAUCGAUGCACUGACUGCUAACAAAAUCGAGCUAGAGGAAAGCCUUGUGCAGCCUGCACGUCACAUAGAAGAUAAUGAACAAAUUUAUGCCGAUUUGAUGGCACAGCAGGACAUGGAGCAGGCGAGAAACUUGUCUCAUGAACUGGCGCUAGAACAUGCACAAAACGCUGCGAAUCUAAAGAAAAUGGAGGCUAAAGUUGUAGAGUGGCGCCAAAAAUACGAAUCAAUUUUAAAGAAGAGCCUCGCUAACGAAGCCGAAACCAAUGAGAAUGAACGCAAGCGCCAGGACUUGGUUGAAAGCUCUAACAUUUCCAUGACGGAGAUGCGUUCGAAAAUUGAUGCCUUAGAAGAAAAAUACAGGGAAUCACAGACGAACUACGGACAACUCCUCUUUGAGCGAAACAACCGAGAUGUGCAGUAUGAAAAUGAGCGCAUUGAGAUUGAAUUAAAGUUGGCGAAUUGUUGCCGAGAGCUUGACGAUCGAAACGAUUCUCAUGCGUUGCUGCUGAAAAAGUAUGAGAACCGGAUGGAGGAACUGAACGCCCUGAAAGAAGAGCAUGACACCCUGAUGGAAGUGAGUGAAACCUUCAUGAAGGAACGUGACUUUAUGACGCAAGAGCGUGACACCUUCAUGAAUGAACUGGACAUCCUGAAACAGGAGCGUGACACCCUAAGACAAGAGCAUGACACCCUGAUGGAAGUGCGUGACAUCUUCAUGAAGGAACUGGACACCCUGAAGCAAGAGCGUGACACCCUGAAGCAAGAGCGUGACACCCUGAUGGAGGAACUGAACACCCUGAAACAAGAGCAUGACACCCUGAUGGAAAUGCGUGACAGCUUCAUGAAGGAACGUGACAUCAUGACACAAGAGCGUGACACCUUCAUGAAGGAACUGGACACCCUGAAACAGGAGCGUGACACCCUGAUGGAGGUUGCAGAGCAGCACAAGAUGGUAUUGUCCGAAUUUCAAAAGAUUCUUGCUCAAGCUAAUAAUGUGACCAAGGAGAAGGAGCUGCUUCACCGAGAACUAAUUGAGCUGCAAAAAAAAACCGAACAGGAUGCUGAAACAAUUACGAUCAUGAAGGACCAUAAGGAUCUACUGCUCGUGAAAAGAAACACCCUAGAUGAGCAGCAUCAGAAGGAGCUUGUUAAUGUAGAUCUGAUGUUGGCCAAUUGUCGGCAAAAACUCGAUGAACAAAACGAGUCUUAUGCGAUGCUGCUGAAAGAGCGUGACACCCUGAUGGAGGCUACAGAGCAGAACACAAAGGAAUUGUCCCGCGUUCAGCAGAAGCUGGAGCAGCAGCAGAAGCAGCAAGAAAAUAUGCAAGAAGAACUUAAGCAGAAGGAUGCGCAAAUAGAAGCCCUGCGCAAGGAAAAGGAAAUGAUGCGCAAAUCCGAACGUACUGUCAGAAAGGACCUCAAUGUUUUGAUCAACAAAACCGAUGAGAAAGAAGCACACCUCAAUCAGGAGAUUGGUUCUCUCAACUUGCAAUUGAAGCGAACCAAUCAGCGUCUCGAACAGCUGGUACUCCAAACGGAGACACACGACGGGGAAAUAGCACAGCUACAAGUCAAGAUAGCUGAAGAUGGCCAAGCACUGGAAGCUGCCAAACAGGAGCAGCUGCGCUUGCAGAUGGAAUUGCAAUCACGACGCGAACUCAUGGAGAAUAUCGAACAGGCACAUAAAUUGGAAAAUAAAUCACUCAAACAGCAAGCAGAACUCCUCCAGUGUACCCUCCAGGAAAUUCUUCAAGUGAAAAUGGAACUGCAAUCAAAUCUUCUGAAGCAGCAGGACGAACACAACAAGCAGCUCAAGUUGUACGAAGAUCAACUCGAGGAGUCUGAAAACAGAUAUGCCUUCCUACAAGUCAACAUGACUGCCCAGCAAAAGACCUCGGAGGAGCUCCAAAUUCAGUUAAGCCAGCAAUUAAAUGUCACCAAAAAAGAUCUGGCGGACGCUAUGGAACGCCUCAAUGCCACCUAUACGGCAGCUGCUGAGGAGGAGGGACUACCCGAUCGGAGCACCCUCCAACAAAACUGUCAGGUGUUGCAGGCCAAAUACCAGGAAGCCAAAAAGAAGAUAGACGAACUGCACGUAAGCCUAAAGGACCAGCGAAACGAGAUGGAGGGAAAACUUGAAAAGAUGAAGAACAAAAUGCCACACACCACACCGCACACACAACAACACACGGACAACACGGACUUGACGCACUGGCAGCGCACUUUAUACACCGCGGAGGUGACACGCAUGAAGGAGAAGCAGGAGCGGGAGGCGGCACACGCCAAAGCGGAACUGGAGGCCAUUACAUGCCAGAACACCAAAUUCGAGGAGCAUACAAGGAAGCUCUCGAAUCAGAUUGUUCGCUUAAACGAAAGGAUUCUCGAGCAGCAGAAGCAGCAUGCGAUAACCACCACACAGCUGCGCCACAUGCAGGCCACCGCUACCUCAGAAGCCACCAGAUCAACAUCUUCACUUUCCACACUGACUGUCUCGGGCAGCGCAACCACAGCGAGCACGGCCACAGCCGCCACCGAGGAUUGGCAGCCAUUCAAGCGUCCCUCUGCACCCUCCUCGAAUCUGGCAAUGGAAGAUGAAGAGGGGGAGGUAUUCAACAACACAUACUUGACGGAUCUAAAGCUAGGUCGAGUGCCAGAUAUAACGGCCGAGGAGCUAAACUAUCGAAACUCGCUGCAACCGCCGCAUCUGAGGAGCACAUAUGCGGCCCAAUACGAUGUGGGAAGCCAAGAUGAAGAUCUCAAAGAUGGACCACAUAGUCUGGACGACAGCAUGAGCGCCCUGCUCAGCUCUUCGGCAAGCACUGGGGCCCGCAAGAAGACAAUGGGCACCCACUAUAAGCGUCCUGGUCCGCCCACGCCCAGCAAGAACGGUGGCCGCUUGUCCUUUGGCAGCUCCGAGCCGCCACGUGAGAUACUGCGCGAGACUUGUGAAAACAACGGCAACUCCAAGACACCCACACGCUUCAAGAUGUUCACCUCGCGCUUUAGCAUUGGCAGUAGCACCAGCGGCAGCAGUGGCCUGCCCCGUGAUGAGCGGCCGCUACGUCGUAAGCGGCCGAAUCUAUUGACUGGCAUGCAGCGCCGCAGGCUGCAGCUACGUCAGCCAUCAAGUCCCUUCUGCACUUCAACGCCACGCAAGAGCCGCUCCUACUACGAUCAGAGACGUCUGAUAUGUGCUAGUGAUGCGGUCUCAGAGCAUUGUGACGAUGAGGAAGACGAAGAAGUAGUUCACAAGCAGGAGCAGGAGCAGGAGAUUGUGGCCGAAGAGCUAGAGGAGGACGGCACACCGCAUUUGUCUAACACUGCACUUUUGGCCAUUAACCGUGGAACGACCCGCAGGCUCAGCAGCGAUCCACGAAUCAGUGCGCCCAGUUCAGGGUCCACUCCCCAUGUGGGUAGGCGGAAAUAUCGAAACGGACGCGUUUCCCUUUGUCUGCACGGGAACAUCUUUGCCAAAAGCCGGCCGCUGGCAAAAAUCUCAUCAGGAAAUCUCAAACAGCAACGCACAAAGCUGAAACAGCAGCGUUUGAAUCGUUUCGAUCAGGCAAGGCACCUCCACGAGUCCACAGUGGCGGGUGCGGGCAAUCUCCAUCAACAGUCACCUAUCCCAGGCAGUCUUCUCAGGCACCAUCACGCACCGACGAAUGUCACCUAUCAGCUGCUGCAGCCGCUGGCCCGCUGCGACAACAACAACUACAGUCUGCACAAUCGCAACGAAGUGCAGCACCAGCAGCUGCUCCUGAAGAUGGGCCAAACGGUGGUGCUAAAGCCGGAGGAUCAGAUUCUCGGUGAUGGACUACUGCCAGCAGCUGCCACAUUCAAUGUUAGUGAAAGUGACGCAACAGAUACUUGGCACAAUCAACAGAGAACAUCCAGGGAGAGCAUUCAGACCUGGUUGACCGAAUAUACCAGAGAGACCGAAGACGAGAUCGCAAUCGAGGAUGAGGAUAACCAUGGCGGACAAUUCGAGCGGCUGUGCAGGGAAAUAGAGUCGACGGCACCAUUUGAACUCCAGCCGCUGCACUACAGAGAACAGGAGGAGCAUCGAAUGGUCAGGUCGGUGAGGCCGGUCAACAUUACGGGCACAACCAGCGCGUGCACGACCAAUGCCAGCUGUGCAACAAAUCUGACCAGUGCCUCGUCGCGAAAGUCCUGUACAAUCUACUCCUUGGGGCACGUAAACUCGGAGCCGCUGCCGACGGUGACCAUCACACAUGUGGAGCAACGGGUGGUGCACCAGGAGCCAAGAAUUCCGAAGCUGACGCUACGUGAUAUGUGGCACGCCUUCUGUCGCCUCAAUCUUUCCGGCCAACUGAUUGUUAGCCUGGCGCUGCAAGUAAUCGUGAUGCUGUGCUCUCAGGUGUCGGACAGAAUGGCCCUGGGUGUCAUCACUGCCAUGGGAUUGAUUCUUGUGGUUAUUUCGCGGAGUUUUGGCAAGUAGAUAAGGCCAGAGGGGAGGGUCGCAUACCAGGAAGAAAGACACACACAAAAACAACAAGAAAAUCUUAUUGAAUAAAAUAAUCGAACAUUUACCUAAAACAUUCCAUUAAUUAAUAGUCUCUGCUUUAUUUUUGUUCCAUUCACAGAAUUCGCCGCCAAAGCGCCGCCUUAGCAAUAUGUUCAAGAGGAAAUAAAUAUAAAUAAAUGUCGUCGAUGUAUGUACAAAGAAAAGUCCGGAACCCAACUAGAAAUAACACAUAACGAAUAUAAACAAUGAAAUGCAUUAAGCAUUUCAUUAUUAUUAUAAUUAAUUUUUUUUGUACACUAAAAGUCACACGAAAGCCUGAAGAUACAAAAACCAAUUCCACAAAGAUUAUUAUACCAUGUACAUGUAUGUCAAGGAA